UUGAUUCUGUAUACGUCAUCUACACAUCAACAUAUCCCAAAAACAAAAUAAAUCGAAAAUGCUUUCGGUUAUUGUGAUAAUCUUGGUGCUGCUGGAAGCAGCUUGUGGCUUCAUCAUCACACUGGAUGCCCAUGAGGAGGAGUGCUUCUACGAUCACGCCAAUGUGAACGAUAAGGUUACCAUAUCCUUUGAGGUCAUGGAAGGUGGCUUCAAGGACGUGGGUGUAGAGAUCUCGGCACCGGGAGAUGAUCGCCUCCACUACUCCGAACAGGAAACCCUGGGCAGCUUCACCUUCACGGCCAUGAAGGAUGGCCUAUACCAACUGUGCUUUGACAACGAAAUGUCCACGCUGACCCCUAAGGUAUUGAUGUUCCAGUUCCAUGUGGCCAGACCCCUUCAGUUCUACUCGGAUCCCGCUAAACGAAAAGACGAUGUCGUGGAACAGGCCACGGUCCAGUACACGGUCAACCAAUUCUCUGCCAAGCUGGGAGCCGUGAAGAUGGAGCAGGAGUACAUGCACUUUCGCUAUCGCGGUCACGUGGAACUCAGUGAUACGGUGGAGUUUCGGGUUCUUUCGUGGUCUAUCUUUGCACCCAUGAUGCUGAUCAUCACGACCAUAUUGCAGGUGUACUACCUUAAGCAUUUCUUUGAAGUUAGGCAAGUGGUUUAGGCGGGUGAUUAAUAAAUGUUUUUCUACA
This is a messenger RNA of Drosophila eugracilis, 698 nucleotides long. RefSeq names its product transmembrane emp24 domain-containing protein 2. The transcript has a single exon. The record is from RefSeq and is a predicted model, not a curated record. Bases 59 to 670 code for a protein of 203 amino acids. Gene Ontology annotation, cellular component: endoplasmic reticulum-Golgi intermediate compartment; endoplasmic reticulum; Golgi apparatus. Lineage: Eukaryota; Metazoa; Arthropoda; Insecta; Diptera; Drosophilidae. Gene Ontology annotation, biological process: endoplasmic reticulum to Golgi vesicle-mediated transport; Golgi organization; intracellular protein transport.